AUGGCAGCUUCUCAGAGACUGCUGACAUUCCGGGAUGUGACCAUAGAUUUCACUCUAGAAGAGUGGGGAUGUCUGGACCUCAGUCAGCGGGAAUUGUACAGGGACGUGAUGUUAGAGAACUACAGGAACCUGGCCUCCUUGGGACUUGUGGUCUUUAAGCCAGAUCUGGUCACCUUUCUGGAGCAAAGGAAGCAUCUCUGGGAUGUAAGGAGAGUGGAGACAACAGCCACAUACCCAGGUAGGCGUGAAUAG
Molecule: messenger RNA, 252 nt
Organism: Dama dama (fallow deer)
Lineage: Eukaryota; Metazoa; Chordata; Mammalia; Artiodactyla; Cervidae
Product: KRAB domain-containing protein 5-like
Exons: 3
Coding region: 1-252 (83 amino acids)
Biological process (GO): regulation of DNA-templated transcription
Source: RefSeq, a predicted model, not a curated record